AUGGCAGUUUACCAUAAAGCCAUCGUAAAGUCUGUACUCUCGGGUGAUACUGUAGCUCUUCGCGGUAAACCAAAAGGCAAUCAACCGCCACCAGAACGCCAACUAAAUCUCGCGUAUGUUGAAGCACCACGUUUACGCUUGGGACAAAAUUCAAAGACUGACGAUGAGCCAUUCGCAUUUGAGUCUCGUGAAUUUUUGCGUAAACUGUUGGUCGGUAAAGAAGUAUCGUUUUGCGUUGCGUACACGACCCCAAACUCUCGUGAGUUUGGAAGUAUCUUUAUUAAUAACGAGAACGUAACAUUCCAAGCUCUGCGUGAAGGUUGGGUAAAAGUUAGAGAACGAAAAACUAAAGAUGACGGGGAUGAAUUGGCACCUUUAUUGUCUUUAGAACAGUCGGCUAAAGAAGCUGCAAAGGGAAUAUGGGGAGAUAAGGGAAAUGCUACACGUACUGUUAAUUAUGCUUUACCAGGAGACCCCUCGGAAUUUUUACAUAAAUAUCGAGGCACUUCUAUUGAUGGCAUAGUUGAACAAAUACGCGAUGCUUCCACUCUACGCGUUUUGUUAUUGUUACCACCACCUGAACCACAACAAUAUAUUACCUUAAUGAUCUCUGGGAUUAAAGCUCCGACAGUAAGAAAAGGAAUUCCAGAAGCAGAAGAUUUAGUCGAACCAUUUGGUGAAGAAGCUAAAUUUUUCGUAGAAUCAAAAUUAUUACAACGCAAUGUCAAAGUUGUGUUGGAAGGACAAUCGAGUAAUAAUCAAGCACUAAUUGGUUCGGUAUUACAUCCGGCAGGCAAUAUCGCUGAAGCUUUAGUUUCAGUUGGAUUAGCAAAAGUAGUUGAUUGGAGUAUCACGCUUGUCACCGAUGGUCCAGUGAAAUUAAGAGCUGCCGAGAAAUUAGCCAAAGAAAAACGAUUACGUAUUUGGCAAGAUCACGUGGCUAGAAUCAAGGCAGGCGGUGAAGAUCAUGAAUUCAGCGGCACCGUUACCAAAAUUAUUUCCGGUGAUACACUUCAAAUUAGAGUAAAUCGUAGCGGCGUUGAGAAAAAAUUACAACUUUCAAGUAUACGACAGCCGAAACCUAAAGAUCCAAAACUGCCUGAAUAUAAUUUUGAAGCUAAAGAAUUACUUCGUAAACGAUUAAUUGGAAAAACAGUUAAUGUUACUAUUGAUUAUGAAAAACCUGCACAGGACAAUUUUGAAGCACGUGAAUGCGCUACUGUAAAACUUGGCGAAACAAAUAUUGCUGAAGCACUCGUUGAACGUGGUCUAGCACAUGUUAUACGACACAAGAAAGAUGAUGAAGAUCGAUCUAGUGCUUACGAUCAAUUACUAAUUGCCGAACAGAAAGCGAUCAAAAAUGGAAAAGGUAUUCAUAGUGGAAAAGAACCUCCUGUUUAUCGAAUUGGUGACGCUUCGGAAAACUCGGGUAAAGCGCGCCAAUUCCUUCAUUCACUACAACGUAGUGGUC
Molecule: messenger RNA, 1471 nt
Organism: Ambispora leptoticha
Lineage: Eukaryota; Fungi; Glomeromycota; Glomeromycetes; Archaeosporales; Ambisporaceae
Source: the annotation of a GenBank genome assembly